Molecule: messenger RNA, 621 nt
Organism: Alternaria arborescens
Lineage: Eukaryota; Fungi; Ascomycota; Dothideomycetes; Pleosporales; Pleosporaceae
Exons: 2
Coding region: 1-621 (206 amino acids)
Source: RefSeq, a predicted model, not a curated record
AUGAGUCUCAUAUACCUCCCAAUCUUCGCGGCAGCUGCCAUGCAGGUCCUAGGGGUGGUUGUUCCUCAACAACCGCCUAUCUUCUCAGGCCCAUGCGCCGUCCUACCCCCGUCUAACAAGACUGAAAAUCGAAGCUAUGAUGGGGUACAAUCAGGCGCCUCAUCUAUCUGGGGUCACGAGGGCAGCGGCGGACCGAAGAAAUGGACAGACCUCUACGUCAAGGGUCUCACCGUCAUACCAUAUUGCUUUCCUACCGAAGAACAUCGCAAAGCCAACAUUGCGAAAGUGGAAGCAGCCACCGAACUUUGGAUCACGGCGCUUGGUGGUAAGGCUUCGGAGGCUAGUGGUCAUAAGAUCAUGUUCUCGGAAUGGAUUGAUCCUCGGAAGAAACCCAUGUACUGCAUCGACGUGAACAGUCCAUUCGAUAGUAAGUGGAACAUGGCUGUUCCAUACAAAACAGUCGCCAUCUGGAAGGAUGAUCGUGCGGGAAAACGCGCCGCAUCAUCUACUGUGGGAAUGGGUGAUUCUCCUGGGAAGCCAUGGGAUUUGGACAUGUGGCUUGGCGAAGAGGCUAGCGUUCAGACCAUAGCACAUGAAUUCGGCCAUGUCAUGGGUACGUAA